Messenger RNA from Necator americanus (New World hookworm), 963 nucleotides. RefSeq lists its product as uncharacterized. Gene Ontology annotation, biological process: positive regulation of apoptotic signaling pathway; positive regulation of peptidase activity; immune response. The transcript is spliced from 9 exons. Gene Ontology annotation, cellular component: lysosome. Gene Ontology annotation, molecular function: cysteine-type endopeptidase activity; cysteine-type endopeptidase activator activity involved in apoptotic process. Bases 1 to 963 code for a protein of 320 amino acids. The record is from RefSeq and is a predicted model, not a curated record. NCBI's taxonomy places the organism in Eukaryota, Metazoa, Nematoda, Chromadorea, Rhabditida, Ancylostomatidae.
AUGUUCAAGUUGUUGUUGGUGGCGAUCUUGUCCGUCUUCGUGUUUGCGUCUAUCGAUGGUGGAUGGAGACAUGAUCAUCGGAUUCACAAACAGAAAACUCUCCGACAAAAGAUUGACGAGGCUUUUAACCUCUGGGAUGACUACAAGAAAGCGUUCGGAAAAUCUUACGAAGAAGAAGAGGAGAAUGAUUACAUGGAGGCUUUUGUGAAAAAUAUCAUUCAUAUUGAUGAGCACAAUAGAGAACAUCGACUUGGAAGAAGAACAUUCGAAAUGGGCAUGAACAGUCUGGCUGAUCUUCCCUUCUCUCAAUAUCGCAAAUUGAAUGGUUACCGCCACCGUAGGAAUUUCGGUGAUGCUCGUCAGACUAACGGGACCAAGUGGCUUGCUCCAUUCAACGUUGAGGUCCCAGAUUCUGUCGAUUGGCGUAAAAAGGGGCUUGUAACAGAGGUGAAGAAUCAAGGAAUGUGUGGAUCAUGCUGGGCAUUCUCAGCAACUGGAGCGCUCGAAGGACAACAUGCUCGCGCUUCCGGAAGCAUGGUAUCGCUUUCUGAGCAAAAUCUUGUCGAUUGCUCUACCAAGUACGGAAAUCACGGUUGCAAUGGUGGUCUCAUGGAUCUCGCAUUUGAGUACAUUAAGGAAAAUCAUGGUAUCGAUACUGAGGAGAGCUAUCCGUAUGUUGGGAAGGAAAUGAAAUGUCGCUUCAAGAAGAAGGACAUUGGUGCUGAGGAUAACGGAUAUGUGGACCUUCCUGAAGGAGAUGAGGAAGCAUUGAAGAUCGCUGUCGCCACUCAAGGACCUAUUUCUGUGGCUAUUGAUGCGGGUCAUAGAACAUUCCAGUUGUACAAGAAAGGUGGAGAGUUCCUAUACGGAGAAGUAGAUUGUGGAGAAGAGGGUGAUUCCGUCCAUUUCUCCCUAACUGCCGUAAAAUACGGCACGGAAGAUGCGGCGCGUGCACAAGGCUAG